This is a messenger RNA of Monodelphis domestica (gray short-tailed opossum), 7415 nucleotides long. It is a transcript of the gene CASKIN1, whose product is annotated as CASK interacting protein 1. Gene Ontology annotation, cellular component: cytoplasm. The record is from RefSeq and is a predicted model, not a curated record. Gene Ontology annotation, molecular function: protein binding. NCBI's taxonomy places the organism in Eukaryota, Metazoa, Chordata, Mammalia, Didelphimorphia, Didelphidae.
CCCGUGAGCCGCGGCGAGGAUGCUCCGGCGCCGCUGAGCCCGAGCCCGAGCGCGGAGCCGGGGCCGGGGCCGGGGCCGGGGCCGGGGCUGGGGCUGGGGUCGGGAGACUCGGGCCGGGAGCCGGGGUUGGAGCCCGGGCAGAGCGGGACCAGGGCCGGACAGGGCCGGGCAGGGCCGGGCGGGCUACCCCGUCAUGGGCAAGGACCAGGAGCUGGUGCAGGCGGUAAAGACGGAGGACGUGGGCGCCGUGCAGAGGCUGCUGCAGAGGCCGCGGCCCGGGAAAGCCAAGCUCCUAGGCUCUGCCAAGAAGGUUAAUGUCAACUUCCAGGACCCAGAUGGCUUCUCAGCCCUCCACCAUGCUGCCCUCAAUGGGAACACAGAGCUCAGCCUGCUGCUGGAGGCCCAGGCUGCUGUGGACAUCAAAGACAAUAAAGGGAUGCGGCCUCUGCACUAUGCAGCCUGGCAAGGGAGGAAGGAGCCUAUGAAGUUGGUGCUGAAAGCAGGCUCCGCUGUGAACGUCCCAUCAGAUGAGGGCCAUAUCCCGCUGCACCUGGCAGCCCAGCACGGGCACUACGAUGUGUCAGAGAUGCUCCUUCAGCAUCAGUCCAACCCGUGCAUUGUGGACAAUUCAGGGAAGACGCCUUUGGACCUGGCCUGUGAGUUUGGACGCGUUGGGGUAGUGCAGCUGCUCCUGAGCAGUAACAUGUGUGCGGCCUUUGAGCCUCGGCCAGGAGACGCCACUGACCCAAAUGGCACCAGCCCCCUGCACCUGGCAGCCAAAAAUGGUCACAUUGACAUUAUCAGACUCCUCCUCCAAGCUGGCAUUGACAUUAACCGUCAGACCAAGUCAGGCACUGCCCUGCAUGAAGCCGCACUCUGUGGGAAGACGGAUGUGGUUCGGCUCCUGCUGGACAGUGGAAUCAAUGCCCACGUAAGGAACACCUACAGCCAGACCGCCCUGGACAUUGUCCACCAGUUUACCACUUCUCAGGCCAGCAAGGAGAUCAAACAGCUGCUCAGAGAGGCAUCGGCCGCCCUGCAGGUCCGAGCAACAAAGGAUUAUUGCAACAAUUAUGACCUGACGAGUUUGAAUGUGAAGGCAGGAGAUGUGAUCACUGUCCUUGAACAGCAUCCUGAUGGCAGGUGGAAAGGCUGUAUCCAUGACAACCGGACUGGCAAUGAUCGUGUUGGCUAUUUCCCGUCUACCCUAGGCGAGGCCAUCACCAAACGAGCAGGGUCCCGCGGAGCUGACAUGAGUCCGUCUCACCUGUCCCCUUCCCAGGGCAGUUCUGCAGCCCCUCCAGAGGAAAUCUGGGUGCUGAGGAAACCCUUCACUGGUGCUGACCGAAGCAGUAGUCUGGGCGGUGUGGCCAGCGGGAGGAGUGGGGGCAGCGGGAGCCAUGCUCUGCACGCCAGCUCCGAGGGGGUCAAGCUUUUAGCAACUGUGCUCUCCCAAAAGUCCAUCCAGGAGUCAGGUACAGGGGACAGUCCCACCAAGCCCCUGGAGGGCCCCACAGGUCCCCCUCGUGCCCAGUCUGUGCCACACGCAGGGCAGGCCUAUGGUGAGCAGCCAGCCAAAAAACUGGAGCCCGCAUCCGAGGGAAAGAGCGCGGAGGCUGUUGCCCAAUGGCUCGCCACCUUCCAGCUGCAGCACUAUGCCUCCAACUUCAUCACUUCUGGCUACGAUCUCCCCACCAUCAGCCGCAUGACCCCCGAGGAUCUCACGGCCAUUGGUGUCACCAAACCUGGCCACCGGAAGAAGAUAACCUCUGAGAUCAACAGCCUGACCCUCCCCGACUGGCUGCCUGAACACAAACCCGCUAACCUGGCCGUGUGGCUUUCCAUGAUCGGCCUUGCCCAGUACUACAAAGUGCUCGUGGAAAACGGCUACGAGAACAUCGACUUCAUCACGGACAUCACGUGGGAGGACUUGCAAGAGAUCGGCAUCACCAAGCUCGGGCACCAGAAGAAACUGAUGCUGGCAGUCCGGAAGCUGGCGGAGCUUCAGAAGGCGGAGUACGGGAAGUACGAGGCGGGGGCCCUGCGCAGGAAGGCCCCCCAGUCGCUGGAGGUGGUGGCCAUCGAGUCUCCCCCGCCCCCAGAGCCCACCCCCGCCGAAUGUCAGUCGCCCAAGAUGAUCACGUUCCAAGACAGUGAACUGAGCGAUGAACUGCAGGCCGCCAUGACAGGCCCAGCCCCGGGGCCGGAGAGCGGGGCCGAGAAGCCGCCCAACAGCCUGCCCCCCACACCUCGGGCCGGCGCCCUGCGGCACGAGCCCAGCCUGGGUGGGAGGGCACGCCACAUGAGCAGCUCCCAAGAGCUUCUGGGAGACGGGCCUCCUGGCCCCAGCGGACCCAUGUCCCGGAGCCAAGAGUACCUGGCCGAUGAGGGCUCCGCCGCUCCUAGCCCCAAAGAGGCCCGGCCCACUCGCCAUGGGCACAGCGUCAAGAGAGCCAGCGUGCCCCCGGUGCCUGGCAAGCCCCGGCAGUCCUUCCCCCCCGGGGCUGCCGGGGGUCACUUCACGCCGCCUCAGACGCCCACUAAGCCCCGACCGGCUUCCCCACAGACGCUGGGCGCUCCCCACAGCCCGGCCCCGGCCACUGCCAAGGUGAAGCCCACGCCACAGCUGCUGCCUCCGGCGGAGCGGCCCAUGUCACCCCGCUCGCUGCCUCAGUCGCCCACCCAUCGGGGCUUUGCUUACGUGCUCCCCCAGCCCGUGGAAGGCGAUGGCGGACUGCCCCCGCCCGUGGCUCCAGCCCCUAUGCCCGUCCCUGUGUUGUGUCUGCCCCCCGGGGCCACAGGGGAGGCCGAGGAGGAGCCGGGGCGGCCCAAGAAACGGGCACACAGCCUGAACCGCUACGCAGCCUCGGAUAGCGAGCCCGACCGGGAUGAGCUGAUGGUGCCGGCGGCAGGGCCCUAUGCCACGGUGCAGAGGCGGGUGGGACGGAGCCACUCGGUCAGGACCCCGGCGGGCAGCGAUAAGAACGUUAACCGCAGCCAGUCCUUCGCCGUGCGGCCUAAGAAGAAGGGGCCUCCUCCUCCCCCACCCAAGCGCUCCAGCUCUGCCAUGUCCAGCGCCAACCUGGCCGAUGAGCCAAUCCAGGAUGGAGAGGGCGAGGAGGCGAGGCCCGAGGAGGGCACGUCCGGCGGCCGGGCCCAGAGACGCCGCGCCAGUGACUUGGCCGGCAGCGUGGACACAGGCAGCGCAGGCAGCGUCAAGAGCAUUGCCGCCAUGUUGGAGUUGUCGUCCAUUGGGGGUGGGGCCCGGGCUGCUCGGAGGCCCCUGGAAGGCCAUCCCAUGCACCCGGGGCCCCCUGGGCAUCCUGCCAGCCCCGAGCCGAGGGUGGCCACAGUGCUGGCCUCAGUGAAGCACAAAGACGCUAUCGGAUUGGACGGCGAGGUGGUCAACCGUCGACGCACCCUGAGCGGCCCCGUCACGGGGCUGCUGGCUGCCGCCCGCCGUGGGGAGCAGGGCCCCCCCGAGCACAUCCCCUUCGCUGAGGAGGGCAGUCUCACCAUCAGGCAGCGGCCCCGGGGCCCGGCCAAGGGGGAGGGGAGCGAGGGCCCUCCCCUGGCCAAGGUCGAGGCCAGUGCCACGCUAAAGCGGCGCAUCCGGGCCAAGCAGAGCCAGCAGGAGAACGUCAAGUUCAUCCUGACCGAGUCAGAUACGGUGAAACGAAGGCCCAAGACCAAGGAACGGGGGGAGCCCGGGAUGGAGCCGCCCCCACUGUCCGUCUAUCAGAACGGCACGGGCACCGUCCGCCGGCGGCCGGCCUCUGAGCAGAGCGGCGGCCCUCCAGACCUGCCUCUGCUGCCCCCUCCUGCUGUCCCCCCUCCCAUGGACCUUGCCCAUCUGCCUCCUCCCCCGCCACUUGAUGGAGAGGCCAAAAAGCCUGUCAAGCCCCCUGUGUCCCCCAAACCCGUCCUGGCCCAGCCGGUGCCCAAGAUCCAGGGCUCACCGCCAACCACCUCCAAGAAGGCUCCUCUUCCUAGCCCUGGCAGCCCAGAGGUGAAGCGGGCCCACGGAACGCCCCCGCCGGUGUCUCCCAAGCCACCCCCUCCACCCACAGCACCCAAACCAGUCAAGGCCCCUUUGGGACUACAGUCUGUGAGUGCCAGCCCCACGCCCACACCCUCCCCAGCCCGCCAGGCACCUGCCGCUGCCACUACCAGUAAGCCAGCCAGCACACCGCCCUCCCUAUGCGCCAGCCCUGCCAAGCCCCCAUCGCCGGGUGUGCCCCCCCAGCAGGUGCCCAUCAAGCCACCUCGAGCCGCCAUGGCUGUGCCCCCUGGAGAUGGCAGCACCAGUGAGAGCGCUCACCAGAAGUUGGAGGAGACCAGCGCCUCCUUGGCUGCUGCCCUGCAGGCUGUGGAAGAGAAGAUUAAGCAAGAUGAUGGGCAGGCGGCUGAUUCCACGGCUGAGUCCAAGAGUACGGUCAGCAUCCUGGAUGACAUUGGCAGCAUGUUUGACGACCUGGCUGACCAGCUGGAUGCCAUGUUGGAGUGAGCCCAUCAGGUGCCCAGCCAACCUCAGGACUCCCCCCCUCGCCCCACCCCGGGCUCCACACAGAACUUUACCUCAGGAUUGGGCUCCAGGCCGGCCAUCCACAGGCCGCCUUCUUUGUGCUGCAGGCUGGGGGGGUGCUUUCUGGGGGGACAGCCUCCCUGAUGGAACCCCCUCCCCAUCUGGCCCCUUGCUGCUGCUGCCUCCUUGCCCCUUUCUUGACCUCUGCCUGGCACUGACCCAGCCUCCAGGCAGAGACUUGGGCUGGACGAGGGUGUGGAGCAGAUGGAGAGGUUGGGGAGUGGGGCAAGGACUCAGAGUUGGGGGGCUAGAGGAUUCCUGGGGGGUGGGAGGAAACCGAGGGGUUCAUUCCCUCCCACCCCAGGGCUUGGCUGAUUGGAUGGUGGCUGGUGGUUGAGCUCUGGUAGUUGGUGGUUGGAGUAUUGGGGCAGCAAUGUUUGUCGGGUGGGGGGAUCAGGACUGAGAAAGGGGUGCCCUUGAAGGGGGUCCCCACUCCCUUGCCCUCCCAUGCCCCUCCUGAUCACAAGCACAACCUUUCGGGGGGCCAUGAGUAGAGCAGGAGGCUGGGGUCACAGGUUGGCUCACUUUGUCCAAGGGCUCUCUGGUCACUGGUGCUGCUGCCAGUGGUCACCUCACAGCGGCCCAGGGCUGCAUUCUUCUUGCUUCCCCCCCUCCCCCAUGAUGCAAUAAUAACAGCUGGGUUAGCGCUUCCUCCUUCCUCCUCCCUCUCCUGUGGCCCUCACGGGCCUGUCCAGUGUGUGCCCUUCCUAGCUCUGCCCCACCGGAGGGGAAGGGAUUCAGGCCCUGGGCAGGAGCCCCCGGCUCUCUUCUGGCCCUCAGGCUGGCUGCUGGUGUCCCAGGUAGGGCCCGAGGCCUGGGUUCUUAGGGGAAGGCUGCCAGGCUCAGUGCCCAAGGAUGGCCGGGCAAAGUGGGGCUGGCUAGAGGUGGAGACGGUAGGAGAAAAGCAGGCUUGUGGGCUGGGCUGGUCCUAGGCUCCCUGGACCACUGGAGGGUGGGGGGCACCCCACAUAGGCAGGCCCAGCCCCCCUCUCCCCUUCCCCCCCAAUCAGCCGCAGAGCACAGGCCUGAGGACCAGAGGUACAGCACAGAAACUGCUUCCGAUUGGGGACUGGGGGGGGCUGCCUCCCCUCGCUUCACUUCCUUUCUGGGCUGGGGAGGGGUGCUCCGGCCCCAGCCCCCCACCCCGGCUCCAUCACAGCACAAAGAGACCAGAGGUAGUAGCCUGGUCCUGGGGUGAGUCUGCAGGGACAGCUCCUCCCAAGGCUCCGUCAGUGCGCUCCCCACGACCCCACGGCCCUACCCCUGCCCCCGAGGGAGAGGCAUAGACCAGAUAAUAAGCUAUAGAAGAGUAUUAAUUUAUUGGAAAUGAGCUGAGGCAGAUUUUCCCAGAGAUCCAAAAGGGUAAAACUUUAACUUUAACAAAUAUAUAUUUAAAGAAAGAAAUAUUAUUGAUUCUAUAGAAAACCAUUUACCAACCAAGAGAAAACUGGAUUUUAGUUUGAGACAAAAGCUGUUAGAGGCCAAGGCCACCUGUCUUGUCUGUCCAUCCGUCCAUCCGUCUGUCCCUCAGUGGCCAGACCGCUUUCCCAGUAGCACAAGCAGGAGGCUUCCUGCCCCUCCGAAGGGUGGGAUCGGUGUGCCUGGGGGCUCCGCGCAGCCGCCAUCCCAUCCCAUUCCUGCCGCUCUUCUUUCUUCAUCUCUCUCUGCGUUUGAAGAACUCGAAGGAUGUGCCUUGUUUGCUGAUGGGCUGCGUCCCCUGGCACCGCGCCACAGAGACCUUCAGGCACUAGGGCUGCCCUCCUCCUCCUCCCCCCGGCUGUGCCGCAGCCGGGGAGUGUGCAGGGUCUGCCUGUCUGGUUGGAGGGCAGCUGUACACGUGGGUGAGUGGGCACAGCGAGCCUCACGGGGUGGGAUGAGACGUGACCGAGCACUUGUGGGGGGAGCCAUCUACGUCGGGGCCCGUGCGGGUUUCUGGGGAGGGUAGAUGCAGUGUGUUGGUGGAUGAUUAUGUGGGUGUUCUGUGUGAUUCUAUAUAUGUGGGGGGGGUGCGUGUGUGCGUGUGCGAGGGCACGACUCACCCUCCGGAAUGGCUAUUCCUGCGCCGAGUGGCCAGUGCAGACCCUGCUCCGAGUUCUGAUGAAUGCCUUUGCGUGUGGUCUGACGAGUAUCGUGUGGUCAUUCUUUUUCUGCCCCCCCGCCCCCGCUCGGAUACCCCUUCCCCUCUCUCGAGGUCCCCACCGGUCUUUGUUGUGUUGGCUGAUCAGACGUGGUUGGGCACAACUUCUGACAGUUCUUAAACACAAUUUUUUUUAAAAGCCUGAAACUAGCUGUUGUGAAGCCGACUCUGUGUGUGUGAGCCCCGAAGGCCUCUGGGCUGGGGAGACAAGCGGACGGACAGAUAGUGUGCUCUGUGCUGGUCGUUUGGUCUGGACUCUGUAUCGUAUUCCAUUGUUCCAGCUGUCCAUCUCCCUUGGUGCUCCCCACGCUGUGUGUGUAUGUGUGUGUAUGUGUAUGUGUGCGCUGCCAUCUCCCUGGUGACUGGUGGUGUCCCCUUGCUGCGGGCUUUUGGUUUGCUCCUGUGAGUCUGGCCGGGCAGCAGAGUCCAAAGCAUCCAGACCAGGGUCCCCCCGCCCCCUGCCCUGACACACCGAGAGGACAUCACGGCCUUGUCAUUGCCACAGUGGAUGAGGAUCAUAGCACCUGGGUCAUCCAUCUGUGUGUGUCUGGUCAGUGUGUGUCCGAGGGAUCCGGGCCCUGGACAGACUGGACUUUCUAGGAUCUGUGUGCCCGGCCCUGUGGGAUGGUGAGUGGUCUAUGCAGCCGUCUGCGCUUCCUGCCAUCGGCUCUCAAUAAAUGUCAGAAAAUGGAA